AUCCAGUUAUGGAUGGAUUUGCAUUUCUAUUAGGAAAUUCUUGGACCUGCCCAUGAUAGGCAGACCCAUUUGGUACUGGGUGAGGCAGGCAGUCCUAUAAAGAGACUCUCAGUGUUUGGGUGCAGUAUCCGUGGGACUCAAGCACUGAUCUACUCCGGAGAAACUGAUCCUGAGCCUUCAGCACGAUGUCUUACCAACAGCAGCAGUGCAAGCAGCCCUGCCAGCCUCCUCCUGUGUGCCCACCUCCAAAGUGCCCUGAGCCUUGUCCUCCUCCAAAGUGCCCUGAGCCCUGUCCUCCUCCAAAGUGCCCAGAGCCUUGUCCUCCUCCACAGUGCCCUGAGCCAUGCCCCCCUCAGUAUUGGCAGCAGAAAUGCCCUCCUGUGCAACCUCCUACACCUUGCCAGCCGAAGUGCCCACCCAAGAACAAGUGAGUGCUUCAGGAGUCACCAGGAACAGGGCAAAUGAAGAAAAUCUGUUUCUUCUACUUCCCGAGAACCCCCUCUUCCUUUCAAAGCCUGUCAUGGAUGCAGAAGAAUCUUCCCCACUACUCACCCUCCAUGUGCCCUGAUAGAGAAGGUGUUUCUCUGAGGCUGUUUCCCUGCUCUUCCCAAGGGGCUGAUGAGAAUGCCCUUCCUCAACGUUUCAGUGUCGUAGAUGCUCGGAGGGAGGAGCAGCAGCUCUCUAUCUACCCUGUGCCCUCCUGUUUCACUUCCUGAAUAAAGCACCCUUUUGCUGAUGAUCUAAAUAAAUACUUCUUCCUUGCAAAAAAAAUG
Messenger RNA from Alexandromys fortis (reed vole), 773 nucleotides. RefSeq names its product small proline-rich protein 2I-like. Bases 186 to 431 code for a protein of 81 amino acids. The transcript has 2 exons. Gene Ontology annotation, cellular component: cornified envelope. The record is from RefSeq and is a predicted model, not a curated record. Lineage: Eukaryota; Metazoa; Chordata; Mammalia; Rodentia; Cricetidae.